AUGAUUCCUUUCUUUAUACAAGCUGAAUACACUUGCAGGCUCUCUCCACCUUGGGACGACGUUACUGACGUUAGCGAAAUUGAUGUGCAGUUCUUCUUUUCAAACAUCUACAGUCAGUUCCAAGGAGCCGUUCAGUACAGUGGUGAUAAUAGUGGGAGCUACGCGUUCGGCCAUGGCAUUCCUGAUAUGUGUGCCUUUAUGACCGACAACUCCAGCGAUCCACUGCAUAACAUCGCCGCCUUCAAUGAAUACAUGACGAUCUUUUACCAGGGUGGUGGUGUUUUCAACAGCACCGAAAACAGUUAUGCAGACUUCAUACAGUACCUAAGGACGGCGCAACAGUACGGCCCUGAUGCGGCUGCUUCAACGCUGUGGACAUGGCAGACAUGUACAGAAUUCGGCUAUUUCCAGUCUUCCGACUCCAGUUACAGUAUUUUCGGCAGUCCUACUCCAGUAAACAUGUUCACAAAAAUGUGUACGGACGUCUUCGGCGGACAGUUCACAGCAGCUGCUAUUCAGCAAAGCAUCACCAGAACGAAUCUUCGAUAUGGUGGAAGGGACCGCUACAAGGGAACAAAUGUCGCCAUCCCGAAUGGAUCCAUCGACCCCUGGCAUGCUCUCGGCAAAUACACAAAUAACGAUCCGUCUGUAUUUUGGUAUCUUAUCAACGGAACAGCUCAUUGCGCCGAUAUGUAUCCAGCCCGACCGGAAGAUGUACCUGAUCUCGCAAAUGCACGCCGUUUGAUCGAAAGCAACCUUGCCAUGUGGAUUUCCGAAGCACCACGUACCUCAAGUCCACCAGCAACAACAUGGCAUCCAACAGUUCCAACAGUUCCUCCAGUGGUUAGCACGGCAGCACCUUACGAGCCAUCCACUCCACAAGGUGGAAACCAUGCCCCUUCAAACAUCAUCGUGUCAGUUUUAUGCUGGGCUAUCAUUAAGACAUUCUUGUUGUGA
Messenger RNA from Cooperia oncophora, 957 nucleotides. The record is from the annotation of a GenBank genome assembly. Lineage: Eukaryota; Metazoa; Nematoda; Chromadorea; Rhabditida; Trichostrongylidae.